CAAGUUUCGACCGAAGUGAUUGAUGAAGUACGAAGGGUUUGCAUCAGGUCUGCCAAGCAUCGAUCGAGGCAGCAUUUCUUGGCUCUGAGCCAAGAUAUGGCCGAGGGUGGAGACGACGGGGCAGAUUUCACCGCAGCUGAAUUGGCAUCGGUGGGCGGGAGACGAUCCUACAACAGAGCCAUCUCGUUAGCGUUCUCUCAAGAAGGCAAAGAGGAAUCGUCGAGAGACCAGCAAGACAUUCAUCAAGAUGAGCUGAAGAAAACAUCCGAGGGAAGUGUCGAGGAAGAACUUGGUAAUGCUGAGACAGAAGGAGAUGAUAGCGAAGAUGUUGACGUGAAGACUAAGGAUAAGAGUAAGGGGGUUAAGGAUUUGGAAAUAAAGGGUGGAGUUUCUUCCGAGGGAAAUAUUACAGGGGUUCAGGAUACAUUUGAUAUCCAUUGUGGUGCAAUAGGCAGCCGAGGUAGAAGAGGUAAAACAAAACGGAGACAUCUGCAUAAACAAAACAUAAGACUUGACCGAAAGCAAUAUCUAAGUUCCUUAGCUAAGCAAAUUGGCACAACUCCGGGAGAAGCAGAAACAAUCAAUGUGGAUGUAGUCCGCCCUGUUCCAACAUUAGUUGAACUCUGUCUCCGAAAAGGUAUUAAAAGGGUCGGUCUUUCCGAAGGCCCACACACUAGCAGAAUUGCCCCAGGUAUCCGCUCGCUUCUGAAAGCGCACCAGAAUCACAGUAACCUAGAGCAAAUUCAGUUGAAGUGGUUGCUGGAAGUGUUGAAACAAGCUGAACAGCAGGCCAAGUGCAAUACACUGAAGUUCAUGGACAAGCGUGGAAGGAAGAAGGAGCUACUAGUUCGAGACUGCCGCUCCCUGUUCAGCACGGACGAAGAUUCUCGAGGUGAGGCUCGAGACUCUCAUCGGAAGAAUAAAUUCAGUGCCUCGCUAGUUCUCCCGUGUUGUGGUUUCGAUAGUAGUGACUGGGCAGUGGCAGCAUUGGCGCAUUGCAUUGAUCUCUUGCUCCCUUUACAACUUCCUGAAGUUGGUGCCAAAAAAACUCAAACGAUCAUUGGAAUCAAGCGGUUGUUGAGCAGACAUUCUUCAGAGUUGGUAAACCUGUGCUUCGACACUUCUUUGGCCUAUGUCUGGUGGUCAAGAGGUGAAGUUGAUAAAGCCAAGGAGUUGCUAUUGGCAUCAUGCGAGAGUAUCCCCUCACACGAUGAAGUGAGAGUACAUCCCAAAUCAGAAGAAAUCUUCAGGUCUCGCACUUUGUUGGAUCGCCAGAGGGCUCUGUAUCACAAUGAAAUAGGUAGGCUGUUGUCCCAGUUUGACCAACCAGUAUUGGCGGGGCGAUUCUACCGGAGUGCGGUUGAUGAGAUUUCGGAAGGUUCUUUUGUUGUCAUUGACAAGCUGGUGCUGCAGUCGCUCGCUUUGAGUGCUUCAGCUUACGAUCAAGGUCUGAUGGAUCAUGAGCAAGCCGUCAAGGCUGCCACUCUCUGGAAACUUGUGACCAGCUCUCCAGGAUCCAAAAGUGAGUUGGUCCAGGCAUCUGUGGAUUCACUUCUGCACUGUCACGCUGGUUCCCCCGUUGGUGAAACAGAAGCCUUUCUCGAUAACGCCGAGCAGUUAAACGGGUUAUGGCUCUUGGAAGCAAACUCCCGAAUUGCAGAGUUGGCUGUAAAGUCUCCCCAGAUGUACCUCUACCAGUCAUUGAUUCUGUCCAUGCUUGGAGAGCCAAGACGUGCCGAACAGGCGUAUGAGGUGUACGUUCAGCAGAGUUGGUCCUUUGAUUACGAGUCUGCAACAGGUACAUUACCAACAUCAUUAUUCGAAGAUGCUAAAGCAAAGCCAUGGUGGAUUCUCUUUGAGUGGUGCCACGCCGAAGCUGCGAUGUCUGCUUCCAAGACGCGGAAGCCCAUCAACGCUUUGCCUCUUCUUUGGCGCAGAAUGUUAAAACACCCAUAUUUUAAUUGGGAUGUCUAUUGUUUUAGUGUCUGUGAAAUGCAAGGAAAGUCAAUGAACCUCCAUCUGACACAUGACGGUUUUCUGAGUGGCGCCAUGAUGCAGAAUCUUCCUCCUUGGAGGUCUCUCCUCUUGGACCCUCACACAGGAAGAAUCUGUCUUCAGGAUCAACACCGUCAACAUGAGAUUCAAGAAUGGGAGAACUACCCUCCAAUGCAUACUCAAAAUUUCACUCAUGACUUCUUCAUUCCAAUGCCGAUACUUCUUUACCAAGAUGCUUCCGAAAACACUGCCGUCUCCUUGUUAAAUGUAAACAGCACUGUCAAUUUUAGACAAGAUUUUUUUUACUUCUACUCAGACACCUACACCCUACCGAACGCCAACGUUUCAUCUACUUUGAUCUACUCAAAGGGUGGUCAAACAGUUCGGCUCAAUUUGAGACAGCUGGUCAUGGAAGCAAGACAAAAGAGCAUCCAGCAGCAAGUCAAGGACAUAACACCCGCAGUUAGCGAAGAUGUUGAGCAAGAUGUGCAGGACUUACUUGAUUUCUGCAUUACAAGAGGUCUUCAGAUCGACUUUCCUCUCGUCAAGGAAGUUAUUGACGGUAAAAGAGCCGCCCUGAUGGAGCUAGUAAGAAGAAAACUGUCUUCAAAAAGAAGUCGCGGACGCUCGACAGAUUUGAAGACUGGCUCGAAGAAGAAAUUGAAGGACACCCAGCUGCCUCCACAUCAGUCUCUUCAAAUACAGGAGGUGUUGUUUGUCGGAACGUCAACCGUAGUUCUGUGUCUGUACACAGCAGCUACGCCGUUCGAUCCAGAAUGGGGUGAUCCUUGCGACCAAGACACGCUUGUCUUUCUCGACUGCAGCUCUGCAGAGACUUUCAGCAAUCCAGUUAUAAAUUGUCCUGACUCAUCAGAUUUGGUGUGGAUGCUGCCGAGAUCUAAGUCCUGCUGGAAGAACAAUCUCUUCAAGCAGAAUGUCCUUUACGUCUAUGCUGCGUGUUUUACCCCCUACCAUGACAACGCAUCGUACAUGCACAAACUGAAGGCCUUGGUCGUUUUCGAUGAAAGUGGGAAAGUCAUUCAUAAAGAGCCCAUCCAACAGCGACAGGGAACCUUCACCCAUGUUUACACGGCAUGCUCUGGGUGGCACAUCGUCGGCCUUGAUUCCAGGAAGACAUCGUUACGAUCCCUGGAUACCAAAAGUUCCACGAAACUAUCAGUGCCGACGGUAAGAGUUGAAGAUUUUGAGGUUGUUGCGGACAUGGUUUUUGUCUCUCGGUCGUCACGUGUUUGCGUCUUGCACCCUGGCUCCUUCGAGCCUUUCCGUGUGGUGAGGCGGCCUCCUGGGAAAGCAUCAGUCUCAAAUACUGACGGUGUUGUGCUCCACGGUGAAUCGCACCGUCUCGACAUCCUGUCAACGGAUACAUUCUUGAAGAGAUCAACAGAGGGCGGUUGCGAGCUAGUUCUCCACACUCGUGUGAUCCUCGGAGUACUUAACCACGUACUUAUCCUGGAAAGAGAGAAUUGUUCACAGGACCCAGACCAACGUUACCUACAUCACGUGGAGGUAGUAGCAGAUAUUCGGAUCCCUGGGAUGCCAGAGGAAGCGCACUUCAUCAGCAAGCAUGCCGGACUCGUAGUCGCCGCAUCCGUUUUUGAAUAUCCAUCUGACCCCUACUACCGUGCAAGCCUGUACUGGUUUAGUAUGGAGGGCGUUAUCAAGGCUAUCCACCCUAUACUAGGACCGCCCCCUUAUUGUUUCAAGGCCAUUCCGAUAUCGAAACCAGAAGGGGCGGGGUUGAGUGAUGGUAAGAUGGGGGGUGAAAGUGACACGCAUGUCAAGACAAGGCGUUGGCAUUUGUUCUUUGCUGAUGGUCUCGGGGCCUUGUGUUGCAUAAAGCUUGAUUUCGAUGAUCCUAGUUUGUUUCAUUGAGGCUAUCUGUUCCGUUCACAAGUACCCCCUCACCGGCAAAGGAAGUACAGUUGGGGGUGACCGAUCGACGCCAUCUUGCCUGACUGCAAUUUUGCCGUGACGCGCGUCCGUACCACUGUGUGGACAUAGUACAAAUCCCCUGGUGUACGUGCGUCACACACAAGGAACGGUGUGCGUCAACCAGUUAAAUGUCCCGCCCAUGGGAUGUCGUUAUUAGGUAAAAGGGCGCUCUCUUUUGUUAGCGCACGGCGCUCAUAUAUCUGAUGCUGUGGAUUUUGAGUUGUUGAUGAAACCAAGGUUCUGCUUUCACAAAAGUGGGCCCUCUUUUUUUCUCAAUCUUUCUCUUAUUAAUUCAUGCUGGCUUCUGUUUUCCCCACCCUUUUCUUGGCUCGAGAAAGCCACGUUGGCAUCCAGGCCUAUACAAUAGCCUUUCGAAACAGAUGGCAGCCAUGAAACUGCCGAAUUGAAACUUAAUCUUAAACGGAAUGUGUCUUUGAUAAACGAAAGGGACCAUGGUGUUAAAUAAAAAUGAAAGAAACGUUUCAUUAUAAAGGCUGUAGAAAUCAAUGCGAGCAU
Patiria miniata (bat star) is the source of this 4464-nucleotide messenger RNA. RefSeq lists its product as uncharacterized. Bases 97 to 3888 code for a protein of 1263 amino acids. The record is from RefSeq and is a predicted model, not a curated record. Lineage: Eukaryota; Metazoa; Echinodermata; Asteroidea; Valvatida; Asterinidae. The transcript is spliced from 2 exons.